Molecule: messenger RNA, 1089 nt
Organism: Lactuca sativa (garden lettuce)
Lineage: Eukaryota; Viridiplantae; Streptophyta; Magnoliopsida; Asterales; Asteraceae
Product: peptidyl-prolyl cis-trans isomerase CYP71-like
Source: RefSeq, a predicted model, not a curated record
AUGGUCGAACAAGCUGCAAAGCCACUUGCAAGGCCUGUUUGGGUUUUAGACUCUACACCUGGAAAGGUACAUGCAGGUAGAGACGGAGAUGAUCAUCCUGCUGAAUUGAUCAUUUCUCUAAGAGCAUUGCCUAACCAGGUGUGUUUUGUGUUGCAUAAAGAGAAGGUCACAUCAAAAAUGGAGGUCAUUAGUGGUCUUGUGCGUGAGGGGUUUUUGAAUGAUGUGGCUCAGAGGGACCUGGGCUCACAGUUGGUGGCCAAAUUUGCAAUCACAUCACCAAAUCGAAGAAUACGUAUAUUUUGGUAUAGAACUGGUAAACUAAGACGUGUCUAUGAUGAAUCACUUGAGAAUGCUCAAGAUCUUCAAAGAAGCGAUGUUCCUUUGUAUCGAUUAGAAGCUAUUGAUUUUGGGAGAAGAAUGGCAGUUGAAAGAGAAAUUGAAAAAACAGAAAAUGUCCCACAGCCAAAUGCACUAUUUGAUGAAAGCUCUAAUUUCAUUAUUUAUCCAACUCUCCUUGGUAUUAAAAUUGUAAAUCUGCACACAAACAAAGUUUCCAGAAUAUUAGGGAAGGUGGAAAAUAAUGACAGGUUUUUAAGAAUUGCUUUGUAUCAAGGUGAUCAAAGCAGUAAAAAAGUGCGAAAAAUUCCUGCUGCUGCUGUAAAUGUGAAUGAAAGCAAAGAUCCCAUGACAGAUCCUACUUUGUUAUGCUGUGCUUUUAAGAAACACAGAAUCUAUUUGUUCAGCCGAAGAGAACCAGAGGAACCUGAUGAUGCAACCAAGGGUAGGGAUGUCUUUAAGGAAAAGCCUCCUCCUGAUGAACUUAUGGCUGCAUCAGAUAUUGGAAAGUCUGUUACAACAUCUCUUCCAGAAAAUGUGGUAUGGGCAAUUGCAGAUUCUAGACGACAAGGCUUUCUUGGCUUCAAAGAGUUUAUUACUACAAUGCAGUUGAUUUCUAUGGCACAAGUAGGACACACAUUAAGUAGCAACCUCUUAAAUUUUGAUGUUGAUUAUGAAAAUUUGAAACCACCUGUUAUGGAUAGUCUGGAUGUCUUACUAGCUAAGAAAAAGCGUCCAAAAAGUGAUCCUUAA